Molecule: messenger RNA, 2200 nt
Organism: Neodiprion virginianus
Lineage: Eukaryota; Metazoa; Arthropoda; Insecta; Hymenoptera; Diprionidae
Gene: sip3
Product: E3 ubiquitin-protein ligase synoviolin A
Exons: 8
Coding region: 228-2015 (595 amino acids)
Cellular component (GO): cytoplasm
Source: RefSeq, a predicted model, not a curated record
GUUGUCAAAUCGUCCCUCAUCUCGAUCCAAUCACAAACGCACACACACACGACACGACUGUGCCAAAUAUCAUGAAGCUCGCCUAAUACGACACAUAAAAGCAAAAUUCUUGGUAUCGAGAUCGCAGCAUCAGAACUAGCAUCAACAAAUACGACAAAUAAAUAGGACCACUGGCCAGGCGACCUGACACACACCCAUGUAACCUGCAGCUCAAGUCAGUCGAAACGAUGAGGACAGCCGGUAUCACUUUAAUAAGCGUUGCGCUAACCUGCGCCGUCAUCGGCAAUGCCUAUUACCAGAAGAAACAGUUCUACCCGUCCGUCGUCUACAUAACCAAGUCCAACCCCAGUAUGGCCGUAAUAUACGUCCAGGGGUUGAUACUGGUUUUUAUAAUGAAUACGUUCCUACGCAAGAUAUUCUUUGGUAAUCUCCGAGCCGCUGAACUUGAGCAUCUGGUUGAGCGGGCCUGGUACGCAGUGACGGAGACCUGUCUUGCUUUCACGGUAUUCAGGGACGACUUCAGCCCCAAGUUCAUAGCCCUUUUUACGUUGCUGCUGUUUCUCAAAUCAUUUCACUGGCUCGCCGAGGAUCGAGUCGAUUUUAUGGAAAGAAGUCCCGUGAUAACCUGGUUGUUCCAUGUGAGGGUCUUGAGCCUCUUGACUCUUUUAUUCACGAUAAAUGGAACGAUGAUCGAGUAUGCCUAUAUGUCGACCCUCACCAAAGGCGCAUCUGUGCAGCUCGUCUUUGGCUUUGAAUACGCCAUACUCCUUACUGUCGUUCUCAACAUCACCAUCAAGUAUGUGCUCCACACGGUCGAUCUUCAGAGUGAAAAUCCCUGGGAUAACAAGGCAGUUUUUCUGCUCUACACGGAACUGAUUAUUGGGCUAUUGAAGGUGAUCUUGUACGUUGCGUUUGUCACCAUAAUGGUCAGGAUAUACACACUACCGUUAUUUGCCUUCCGCCCGAUGUACUACACAAUGCGCAAUUUCAAGAAAGCAUUCCACGACGUGGUGAUGUCGAGAAGAGCAAUCAGGAACAUGAACACGUUGUAUCCAGACGCGACUCCGGAGGAAUUAGCAGCCGCGGACAAUGUCUGCAUUAUUUGCAGGGAAGAGAUGUUUACUGCUAGUAAAAAACUUCCCUGCAACCACAUAUUCCACACCGCCUGCCUCCGAUCUUGGUUUCAACGUCAGCAAACCUGCCCAACAUGCAGAUUGAACAUCUUGCGACCCACACCAGCCAAUAAUGGCCCGAGGGCCCAGAAUCAGGCUCCUGCGCCGGGUCAACAAGCCCCGCAAGCAGCCCAGGCACAAGGUGUUAAUCAGCAAGUUGAUCAGCCAUUUCAAAUGCCAGCUGGCUUCUGGAUGGGUCUUCAAGCACAGCAAGGAGCUGGCGCGCAGAUCCAGGGCCAGAAUAACGCCCCCAACAUCGGUUUGCCUCCGUUCCAAUCUGUGCCUCCAGGCAGCUUGCCACUUUUCGUGCCACCUUUUCCUCCGAUGGUUCACCUGCCUCCUGUUCCUGCUCCUCCUCCCAAUCUGACCACACUCACCGACGAAGAGCUCCGGGCAAUGGAGGGUAAUAUGCGCCAGGCAGUUGAGGCCAGAAUUCAAACACUUCAGCGAGUUCAGCUUUUGCUUGACGCUGCCAACGCCAUGAUGAGCCAGUACCAAACUGCUGCUGCUACUGCCAACAUUCCAGGGCCACACGUGGGGUCGGCGGCUGAAACGGCGGAGAAGGAAAAGAAGGAAGAGAAGGCGAAUCACAGCGAGGAUGCGGGGCCGAGUAUGAGCGAGCAGGGCAAAUUUGCCGGUGAACCUUUACCUGGUAGCAGUGGUGUGUCGAACGAGAGUAUUGUGCAAACGGAUACGAAGACAAUGAACGCAACAACGUCAAACGAGAAUCACGCGACUCCGUCCACGUCGAGAACAAGAACAGAACCAACUGACGAGAAGGAGAUGUUGAGGAGAAGGCGGUUGCAAAAAUUCAUAGCACAAACAACGACGACGACGGAUUGAAAAAAGAAAACAAUUAAUUUAACGCGUGUUUCUCUUCAGCGUAAAACAGACGGGUCGUAUACAAUAUUAUUGUAUGUAAACGAAAAUACCUAAUAUGGCCGGAUCAAACGAAAACGCGGUGUAUUAAUUACUCGGCAUAAUGCCGUUUGGACAAACGAAUGCUAGGACUUGUGUACUGAUUCUGG